CCCAAUCGAGCCCACGCAUUCGCCGAGAGAGAGAGAGAGAAAGAGAGAGGAGGAAUGGCCAGCACCAGCCCCGCGAUAACUUUUCUCUCCGCCACUCCGGCACCGCAACGCUCUGCCUUGUCUUGCCGUGGCCAUAAUGGCCGAACAUUCUCCUUCACGCAAUCUACAUCAGUCUCUAAACAAUUCUCUACGUUUUCUCUUUCUUCUUCUUCUUCUAAAUCUUCAAUUACAUCUGCUAUGGUAGAAGAAGAAGAAAAACAAGAAGAAGAAGAAAGCUCUCCUAUUGGAACUAAUUCUCCCCAAGAUUCAGACGCGCUUCCUCCUACCAGGGGCUGCAAGGCCUGUGGAAGAGAGGAACUGGAGAGGGGAUGUAAUGGCGAGGGGAGGAUUCAAGGCGGGAUUGCUACAUUCCCGGGCUUUGGGUGGUGGCCUAUUAAAGCUUACAGGCCAUGUCCUGGAUUUGUAGCAUCAGGUGGUAGGUAUCAGCGACGGGGGCAAAGCAUGGACGAAGUUGCUUUUGGAGGGGGGCAGAAAGGUGUAUCCAUGGGGAUUGACAAUGAGGCUCAGUCAAGCAAGAAGAAGGGAGGUCUAAGGAGAUUCAAGAGGUAAUUUCUGACAAAGAAGUUAUAUGGGGUUGCUUCUGGUUUAUAACAGAUCAUAGGUUAUUUGUUUUAUCUGGACUCAUCUGAAUUUAGAAAUGAAAUAUGAUUAAGAUUUCAUUGGUGUUCAUGUUUGCCUAUGCUGCAUUUUGUACUCUCUAAUUGUAAAGAAGGCCAAUCACAUUGGACACAAGAUAUAGCAAUAUAUGUAGAUAUUUGGUAAA
Messenger RNA from Diospyros lotus (date-plum), 823 nucleotides. RefSeq lists its product as uncharacterized. The record is from RefSeq and is a predicted model, not a curated record. The transcript has 3 exons. NCBI's taxonomy places the organism in Eukaryota, Viridiplantae, Streptophyta, Magnoliopsida, Ericales, Ebenaceae. Bases 55 to 609 code for a protein of 184 amino acids. Gene Ontology annotation, cellular component: chloroplast.